AUUACUCUUAAAAUUGUAUGUGAUCGUGUAAUCAUCGCCUAAGAUUAUCAUAUCAAGAUCCAACACCUAAUCAAUGUCAUUUGACGUCACUAAUCUAUGGCAAUAGAUGUUGUGGUUGUUUUGCAUAUUACCAAAAAGAAAUUUUAAUUAUGUUCCCACUAUUAGCUUCGGCAUCAUUUUAAAUUAAUAAACAACGCAUCCACAAUUUAUUGCGUGUUCUGUGUAUAAGUCGCCAGAAAGAGAUUGCCAAUGUCAAUAUGUCAGGAUCUCGGCCUUAAUUUCCAACAGAGAAUGGGCGCAAAUAUAUCACAGUUGGAAAGAGAUAUUGGGUCAGAACAGUUCCCACCAAAUGAACAUUAUUUUGGAUUAGUCAAUUUUGGAAAUACUUGUUAUAGCAAUUCAGUAUUACAAGCACUAUACUUUUGCCGCCCAUUUAGAGAGAAAGUACUUGAAUAUAAGGCUAAGAAUAAGAGAACUAAGGAGACCCUAUUAACAUGUCUGGCAGACUUAUUUUAUAGCAUCGCCACACAGAAGAAAAAAGUGGGCUCUAUUGCACCUAAGAAGUUUAUUGCUAGAUUAAGGAAGGAAAAAGAAGAAUUUGACAAUUAUAUGCAACAAGAUGCCCAUGAGUUCCUCAAUUUCCUCAUAAAUCAUAUUAAUGAGAUUAUUUUAGCUGAACGCAAUCAAAGUACACUUAAGCUACAAAAGAAUACCUCAGGGGAGAAUGUGACAUGUAACGGCACGGUGCCUCAGAGCGCGGAGCCGACGUGGGUGCACGAGAUAUUUCAGGGAACGCUCACCAGUGAAACUAGGUGUUUGAAUUGUGAAACUGUUAGCAGCAAGGAUGAGCAUUUUUUUGACUUGCAGGUGGACGUAGGACAAAACACAAGUAUUACACACUGCCUAAAAUGCUUCAGUGACACUGAAACGCUUUGCAACGACAACAAAUUCAAAUGUGACAACUGCAGCAGCUAUCAAGAAGCACAGAAGCGUAUGCGCGUCAAAAAACUGCCGCUCAUCCUCGCGUUGCACCUGAAGAGAUUCAAAUAUAUGGAACAGUAUAACAGGCACAUUAAGGUGUCACAUCGAGUCGUGUUCCCGUUGGAAUUGAGGCUGUUUAAUACCUCGGAUGAUGCUGUGAACCCAGACCGCCUGUAUGAUUUAGUAGCAGUGGUGGUACACUGUGGCUCUGGUCCCAACCGUGGCCAUUACAUCAGUAUAGUGAAGAGUCAUGGCUUCUGGCUGUUAUUCGAUGAUGACAUGGUGGAUAAAAUCGAUGCCUCCGCAAUAGAAGACUUCUACGGCCUAACGUCCGAUAUACAAAAGUCAUCUGAAACAGGAUAUAUAUUAUUUUAUCAAUCUAGAGAUGCUAGUUGUUAAGUUUAUUAAUAUAAUAAUUUAUAUUAUUUAAGAUAGUCACUACGUUAGAUCAUGUUACAUUAAUAUGCCGCGAAUGUUAAAGUUGAAAAUGGCAUUUAUAUUAUUCUAAAAUUGUUUGAAUUCAUUAUUAUUCAAUUUUUAGAUUUCAAUCAAUUGUAAAUACAAUUCAUUUCAAAAUACAAAGUUGUGAUCAUUCUUCAA
Galleria mellonella (greater wax moth) is the source of this 1581-nucleotide messenger RNA. It is a transcript of the gene Usp12-46, whose product is annotated as ubiquitin carboxyl-terminal hydrolase 46. Gene Ontology annotation, molecular function: cysteine-type deubiquitinase activity; cysteine-type endopeptidase activity. The transcript has 8 exons. Bases 250 to 1380 code for a protein of 376 amino acids. NCBI's taxonomy places the organism in Eukaryota, Metazoa, Arthropoda, Insecta, Lepidoptera, Pyralidae. The record is from RefSeq and is a predicted model, not a curated record. Gene Ontology annotation, cellular component: cytosol; nucleus. Gene Ontology annotation, biological process: protein deubiquitination.